AUGGUUUCUAUCGAUAAACUGACCAGGAAAGAACUCGCAGAUAUCAUUUCCGAGGACUUGCACAUAGAUGUUGCUUUUCCUUGCUUUUCAGUAGAAGAGCAAACGGGCACUGGUGCCUGUUGCGUUCACAAGCAUUGGCUUCAAACAUUGAAACAAGCCCGAUUCGGCGAAAAAAUAAGCCUUCCACGAUAUUCUACUACACGUUACCCAUAUGACUUUGACGAAUCAGAAGAAUUUGGUGAGGAUCGCCAAGCACUGACUACUAACAUCUCCAUCAACGUCUUGUUAAAGAGAGCCUCUGCCGACAACAAGAAUAGGCCACAGCUCUAUAAUAGGUACCACCUAGAUGGGGAAACAUUUUCGCUUGAUUCUAACGAUGAGACAACUACGUCCAUACGGAUGUUUAUCAAAGAGCAAAUAGAAGGUCGAUCAGUGGCUAGCCUCUCCGAUAUUGAAGCGAUUUAUGAUGAAUGUUCGCCAUUGUUUGGUGACUUGGAUCCGCAAGAUAUGGAUAACGACGACUUUGAAAACUAUCAAUUAGCUCGACAAGAGGUGUUCGUUGAUCAAUUUUUGAGCAUAUUAUAUCCAAAUAGCGCGUAUUUUCGCGUUAUCGAUCAAGAGACGACAAAUGAUGUGCUCUUCCUACAGAAAUCCAGCGUUUCGACAGACACCACUUUAACUAGUCCUAACAUAAUCGAUAUAUUUGCAGUUAUUGAAUCUAGUCGAGCAUAUUACUUCCUUGCAUCUUACAAAGGCACAACCCUACAAGACUUGCUCAAAUACAGCUCUGGUGUUCUUAACUCUAACGUAAAAAAAGCCUUUAUUGUAUACCAACUUCUACAUAGUGUUAAAAGUCUACACGAACGUGGUGUGGUUCAUGGAGGACUCAAACUAUCAAAUAUUCUUGUGGAUGAGAAUCUUUGGAUUUCAUUGACAGGCUUUGAGUGCCGUGUGCCAUCUCUAUCUGAUUUACGCCAAUCUCCUGUUACUAGUCUGAAUGUGAACAGCUCAGGUCAGGAAAAUGGAGGUUUCUGGGAUAAAUCAAGUACAAGUGAGCAAGCAAUGACACCGUAUGAAAGCCAGCAGAAAGAACUGUAUUUACAAAAUAUACCAAAAGAGAUACCCGACGAGAGCCUGAUUAUGAAAUGGGUUCGUGGUGAUAUAUCGAACUUUUCCUAUAUUAUGGCAUUAAACCAGUUGGCAGGACGCCGUAUUGGAGAUCCGAAUUUUCACCUAAUUUUCCCCUGGAUUACUGAUUUCACUGGCCCGACAAUUUCACAAAAUUGGCGUGAUUUUACGAAAACCAAAUAUCGCCUUAACAAAGGCGAUGAACAGUUGGACUUCACCUUCGAUGGCCCAGUACCACAUCAUAUUACAGACAUUCUUUCAGACAUAACAUACUACGUCUAUCUUGCACGGAAAACACCAAUUCCAGUAUUGUGUCAGUACGUCCGGACGAAAUAUGAACCUAACGAAUACCCUUCUUCGCUUCAAAGGUUGUUCGAAUGGACUCCAGAUGAAUGCAUCCCAGAGUUCUAUACAGUAUAUUCAAAUCAGUUCAUCCGGACAUGCCCGAUCUUCAAUUACCAUUGCAAAUGGGCCUCAUCUCCCGAAGAAUUUGUUCAACUGCAUGCUGAGGCACUGGAGAGUGAUUAUGUGUCUAGUCAGUUACAUCAUUGGAUUGAUCUGACUUUUGGUUGCAAGCUAAGUGGCGAAGAUGCCGUAAAGGCAAAAAACGUUGCAUUGCCUCUUUUGGAUGGGCAAGAUUCUUUUAUGAAACAUGGAAUAACACAACUAUUCUCUGAUCCUCAUCCUCAGCGAGCUGUAUCUUGGAAUCAAACACGAAGGCAACUAGAAUUUCUGUUGCGCCAAACCGAGACCAAAAACUCUAUCGAGAGAUACGACUACAUAUCUUCCAAAAGGCGAUUGUUGCCACGAGAUACUUUCUUUGACAAGACAGUGGGUGCACAACAAUUUGUUGAUAAAGUUUCUGAUGUGUUGAUAUCAAGUCUUCCUACUACGGAAAAAGUAAUUGGGAAACCUACAGUAAACUUACGAUCUAAAUUGUCGAAGCAAGUGACGUCUCCGAGACCUGCAUCUUUGUAUGAAUUUGGGAAUGUGGCCAUUGUACGUGAUAGGGAUAUUCCGACUGCUUCGUUGCCUGAUUCGAAAGACGCCUUGAUGCGCAUGGAACAUCUGAUAAAUCUGAUGAACUCGAUUCCAAUACAACUACCUGAAGAUAUGUCAGAAAACAUGUUCACGGAAGAGCUCUCACAUUUUGAACUUGCCCAUUCUUUUGCUGCCAAGUACCGUCACCUGAAUCCAACUGACAACCAUACAAAUAAUUUGGAAGUAAUCAGCCCGAAUAAUAUAUUGCCAAUGGCAGAUUCAGAAAAUUUGUUUGCAUACGCGAGAGCAUGGGACAUGUACUGCUUGGGAAAGAUACUACUGAAUAUUUAUGAAACUUCACCAACCAACACAACUUUAUCACAAAUAAUCGUUUCUCAGCCAGUUUACGAAGAUGGUGACAUUGUGCCCGAUCCCCCUGAUGACAAUAUAUUUUCGUUGCAAGUGCCAAUUUCUGUGAAAGAGGUCAUCAGUGCAUUGCUGUCGCCAGACUGGACUGAGCGACCUUCUGUUGAUGCCAUCCUUUAUGCGUCCGUACCAGCCAUUAUGUUAUGUGACAACAGAACUACACUCCCAAUUCCAGAUUGUAUCCCCGAAGUCUAUGAUUUUCUGACAAGCUUUCACCGAUAUGAGUGGAAAGACAAGAUUAAGCUUGCGGAACGAUCUAUGGAUAAAAUUUGUGACUUGAAUGAUGAGGCAUUCAAUAUGAUAUUGCCCAGUUUGGUGCUCCUAUUCGUUCAUAGCGAUACAAGAAAGGAAGCAUUGGAUAUAUUCCCCAAACUUGGGCGAAGACUUGGUCCGGACGAAACAAAAAACCAUCUUCUGAAACCCAUAAUUAGUUUGUUCGAGUCAUCUCGCUCGUCAAUUCCAAUGGCUUUAUUUGACCCUUUAAUCAUUGGAGAGUUCUUGUGUCGUUUUGGGAUACCAAACUUUUUGCAACAAUUAUUUCCAUUGUACUUGGAAUCAUUGACUAUUGAUGGGCAACCAGUAGCUGCGCUUGCGUCGACAUCUGAAUUUCAGUCAAAAUACCUGAACGAAUUGGAGCUUACUUUAAGUCCAGUAUCGCCUACCGAUGCUAGCUGCGAGCAAUCUAUCCCGUCAGUAGCGCGACUGGCCAGCUCCGCCCUAGUCGAUGUCUGUACAUUAAUAGGUCCAAUUCUCACAUCUAAGCAUGUCAUGAAACAAGUAUACAGACAGAUUCUUAAAGAAGGUUCUGCGUUGUCAUAUACCAUUCAAGCAAUUAUUGCAAUAUGUAAUCAAUUUGGGGAGACAUUUACUCACUUGCAAUACGCGCAUAUAAUUACAAUAGUUGAUUCAUAUAGUUCCCAGCUCAAUGCCAAAAAUUGCUCAAUUUUAUGCAAUCACAUCACACUUUUGGAGAAGCUUGCACUGCAAAUAUCGGCGAACAAGAUUGUUCUAGAAUUGGAGUCAGGAUUUGCAAAUAUCCUUGAGCGACUUCUUAUCCAUGAGGAUGCCAGGACCUCAAACACUUUGGUUUCCGCGUCGAGAGAUCGAUUAAUAGUUUCCCAGAGAGUCAUAGAUUUCCUCCUUCACAUUACUCAUAUAAUUGGCAAGGCAGAAUGGGAAAACCAUAUAGUUCCUAUGCUACGAAAGUAUUUCGCCGAAUUCGAAAACCUUCAUAAAAGUUCGUUAACGUCUUCGGAUAAGGAGGAAUAUGCUCAUUUGAAAGAGCCAAGAAGGCAUCAGUUAAAGAUGGAAGCUAUUCUAAAACCUUCUCUCGAUAGUGAUAUAAUUGAGAACAUGAUGUAUGAUGACUUUGAAUCUGAAGAAACUAUACCUUUGAGAGUCGCAUCCCCUUUGUCAGACAGUAGUGCGAAUAGCAAAAAUAUAGGAAAUGUGCACGUCUCGGCCUCACCUGUUGUAAGGGACUCUAUACUAUCGAGAAAAAGCGUGGCGUUUGAUGAUAAGAAAGUUGCACUUACAAGCGCCCAUAAGGAUACAGCUAUUGUUACUACAUCAGGAUUUAGUGUCAAUAGGACGUUUUCCCUUUUUGGUAACGAUAACAACAAGAAAUUAUUCGAAAGCAAUGACAAGAAUGUCGAACAUCCUGUUCGAAGCUUCACUGUAGGCUCACUGAAAAAUGUCUUGACAGCCGCUUCGGCUAACGCCUCCAUAUCUGAAAGGCCGAAACAUAAGUCGUCACAUCUGCUACGGAAGACCAAAUCCACAUCCGAGGAAGAUUUAAGGAAUUGGAACAGAUACUUAUCAACAAAUUCAGAGGAGAUGUCGAAUUCGAUGCAAUUCACGUUCAAUGAUCUCAAAUUACGUACAUAUUUAGGUCAUUCUUCAAGAAUCUGUAGCAUUGGCACUAAUGAAAACGCGCGUGUUAUUGCCACCGGUUCACGAGACCGCACCGUGAAAUUAUGGUCUUUGGACAUCCAUCAUGGGAUCGAGAAUUCGAUUAAUGAGCCAUUUUCGGAGUGUUUAUUGACAUAUAACAGCCAUAAGAAGAAUAGCAUCGUCGACGUUUAUUUUGUUGGGGCCGGCGGCAGUGCGGGAUUGGGAGACAUUUUAUGGGAUCCUGAGACGGGACGAAGUCUUCAUCAAUUGGGUAAUAUGAGAACACCGUAUAUUUCAAUUAAACCAAUAUUUCGAACACGUUAUCUUGUUGGGGGGCUCUCUGAUACUACAGUCACAUUCUUUGAUACUUUCAAUCACUGUCUUUUACAUACUUGGAGGAGUUCGGCGGCAUUUGUCGGAACCAUAAAGGUCGUAUGUACAAAUCCGGCCGAAACUUUGAUAGCGGUAGGGUUUUCAAGCGGCGUUGUAUCGUUACUCGAGUCUCGCACGGGCAUGUUAGUUGGUAGUUGGAAGGCCGGAGAUACCGACAUUAUUCACUUGAGGUUCUUUGCAAAUAAUUAUCUCGUAACGUGUGCACCUGAUGACCACGUGAUAUGCAUCUGGGAUACUGAUACAGUGACUUUGAUUAAGACUAUACGACUCACCAGUGAUAUUGUUGCUUUAAAUAUGUACAAGGAUGAGCUCAUCACUAUUAACAACAGUAACACGAUAACGUUUACCCCGUUAAACGAGAAUUUUCAAGCCUAUUCAUCCAAAUUCAGAAGUUCAACAAUUAAAUCAUCUAUUACAUCUUUGAGCAUCUUGCCAGUUAACCAGUUGUUAGUAUUGGGAUGCAUGGAGGGAGAUUUAUUCUUAUAUGCAUAA
Molecule: messenger RNA, 5313 nt
Organism: Paraglomus occultum
Lineage: Eukaryota; Fungi; Glomeromycota; Glomeromycetes; Paraglomerales; Paraglomeraceae
Source: the annotation of a GenBank genome assembly